AUAGGUUGGAGGUCGACAGUCGCUCGAGGGUCUGAGAGCGCGAGAGCGAGCGCGAGGACGAGGACGAGGAGAGGCCGACGCUCGAAGGCUCGAAGGACUCAGGAAGCUAUGGCGAUGGCAGCGCAGGCGAUCGCUUGCGGGUGCAGCUACAAUGUAGGCAGUGUUUCAUCGUCUCCGUCUUCGGAGCUGAGGUCGGAAUUUUUGGGUGCGCAGGGGAAGAAUGGUAGGGUUUCGCUCCGGUGCAAGGAGCCGAGGAGCAGCAGCAGUAGAGCUGCUGGGAGUUUGGUGGUAGAGGCAGCCAUUAGCCGGGAAAAGAAGGAAGCGACCGUGGAGAAGGCGAGGCAGCAGCUCGAGGGUGCGUACCUCGUCGCCGGGAUUAAGUACACUGGUCUGACUGUGAAGCAAUUUCAGAAUUUGCGCAAGGCGCUGCCCGAAACCACGACCUUGAUUGUGGCCAAGAACAAGCUGAUUGGCAAGGCCAUCGAGGGCACGAAAUGGGAGGCUUUGAAGCCGGCCUUGAAAGGCAUGAAUGCGUGGUUGUUUGUUCACACCGAGGAGAUUCCCACCGCUCUGAAGCCGUACAGAGACAUGCAAAAGGAAUUGAAGCUCGAGAACAACGACUUCACCGGCGCUGUCUUUGAGGGCAAAUUCUACUCGCCCGAGGAGUUCAAGCAGCUGGAAACCAUGCCCACCAGGGCCGAGAUGUACGCCAAAUUGUUGGGUGGCCUGCAAGCCCCUGCGUCGAAUUUGGUUGCAACUUUGCAAGCUCCAGCCCGUGAUGUUGUGUUGACACUGAAGGCCUACGUUGCCAAAUUAGAGGAACAGGAAGGUCAGGGACAAGCGUAGAGCAGGAAUUCGCAUAUUGUAGAGUCUCACAAAUGAAGACGUAGCAAUGGCUUUAAAUGUUAUCAUUCUAUAUACUGAUUUUUUGGUCGCAAGUCGAACCUGUAGUGUCGUUAGUGCCAGCGAAACAUUUCUGAGUCAAUCGAACCGUUCCCCACUCGGACUAGAAGCUCAAUGCGCUGGUCAGAGUUUUCCAAUCUAUCUCCGAUAACCGAAAGGUGUUGAAGUGUGUAUAGCGAUGAUCGUUUGCCAUUUACCAUGUGCCGAUGGGUUGUGGACUUCCGUUUGACCAUCUCACACCUUCACACGGCAUACUUCUUUUCGAAAUUACUCCUUCGCAAACUUUUUCGAUCAUUGCUUUCCAGUUCAACACCAUGAAAUUCUUGUAUGAUCAGCUACCUGGAUUCGGAUUAUAAAUUAUCCC
Messenger RNA from Marchantia polymorpha subsp. ruderalis, 1267 nucleotides. NCBI's taxonomy places the organism in Eukaryota, Viridiplantae, Streptophyta, Marchantiopsida, Marchantiales, Marchantiaceae. The record is from the annotation of a GenBank genome assembly.